This is a messenger RNA of Raphanus sativus (radish), 4383 nucleotides long. Its product is annotated as disease resistance protein RPS6-like. Gene Ontology annotation, molecular function: ADP binding; ATP hydrolysis activity. The coding region runs from base 208 to 3645 and encodes 1145 amino acids. Gene Ontology annotation, biological process: defense response; signal transduction. The record is from RefSeq and is a predicted model, not a curated record. The transcript has 7 exons. NCBI's taxonomy places the organism in Eukaryota, Viridiplantae, Streptophyta, Magnoliopsida, Brassicales, Brassicaceae.
AAGUUGCAUUAGAAAACUCUGCUAUCCUUUGAUUGUUUCUUCGGAAGAUCAGUCACCAAGUCGUUCUCCUUAUUUAAUUAAGUCAAGAAAUAGAAAACGUAAUUCAAGUUGCAUAGUCUGAAAAGUUCUGAUGAGAUAUAUUGCUACUCAUAAACUCUCUCCUUUGAUUUUUUCUUCGGAGGAUUACGACCAAGCCUCUCUGUCUCUAUGGCUCUCUCAUCAUCAUCUUCUUCCUCUUCUCGCACAUGGUUGUACGAUGUAUUCCCAAGCUUCAGUGGGGAAGACGUCCGUGUUACUUUCCUCAGCCACUUUCUAAAGGAGCUUGACCGGAAACUGAUCAUUGCUUUCAAAGACAGUGAGAUCCAGAGAAGCCAAUCACUGGAUCCUAAGCUUAAACAAGCCAUUAGAGAUUCAAGGAUCGCAGUGGUUAUUAUCUCCAAAAACUACGCAUCUUCAAGAUGGUGUCUAAAUGAGUUGCUGGAGAUCGUCAAGUGCAGGGAAGAGUGCGGUCAAAUGGUGAUACCUGUUUUCUACGGUUUAGGUGCUUCCCAUGUGAGGAAACAAACUGGUGAAUUUGGACAGAUCUUUGAAGAAACAUGCCAGGACGAAACAGAGGAAGGGAUAAUUCAAUGGAGGAGAGCUUUGACAGAUGUAGCUAAUACCCUUGGGUAUCAUUCAGUAAACUGGGAUAACGAAGCAAAAAUGAUUGAAGAAAUUGUCAGUGAUGUUUUGGAUAAACUACUUUUAACUUCAUCAAAGGAUUCUGAGGACUUUGUCGGCAUAGAAUAUCAUAUCGCAAAACUGAGUGUGUUGUUGCAGUUGGAAGAUGAGCAAGUAAGGAUGGUUGGUUUAUGGGGUUCUUCUGGGGUUGGCAAGACUACUAUUGCUAGAGUUCUUUUCCAACGAUUUUCUCGACACUUUCAAAGUAGCAUUUUCAUAGACAGGGCUUUCUUAUCUAAGAGUAUGGAAAUUUAUAGUAAAGCCAACCCAGACGACUACAAUAUGAAGUUGCAUUUGCAAGGACAUUUCCUAUCAAAGAUCUUAGGUAAAGGAGACAUAAAGAUAAAUCACUUGAGUGCAAUUUGGGAGAGGCUGAAGCACCAUAAAGUUCUUAUCUUCAUUGAUGAUUUGGAUGAUCAAGUGGUGCUAGAUGCAUUGGUAGGUCAACCUCAAUGGUUUGGAAGUGGGAGCAGAAUCAUUCUGGUUACAAAUGACAAGCAUUUCCUAAGGGGCCAUGGGGUUGAUCACAUUUACGAGGUAUGUCUCCCAUCUGAAGACCUCGCUCGAGAAAUGUUAUGUCGAUCUGCUUUCAAGAAAACCACUGCACCUGAAGAUUUUAAAGAGCUUGUAUUUAAAGUUGCACAACUUGCGGGUAGACUUCCUUUAGGUCUUAGUGUUUUGGGUUCAUCUCUACGGGGGAGGGACAAGGAGUACUGGAUGGAUUUGUUGUCAAGGCUUCAGAAUGGUAUAGAUGAGAAAAUUGAACAAACAUUGAGAGUCAGCUACGAUGAAUUACGUAGCGAAGAAGAUAAAAAAAUAUUUCGCUAUAUCGCAUGCUUUUUCAAUGGUGCACAAGUUACAAACAUGAAGUUGUUGCUCGGAGAAAGUGACAUGAGUGUUAAUUUAGGGCUUAAAAACCUAGCUGAUAGGUCACUCAUUCAUGUAAGAGAGGGUCAUGUGGAAAUGCACUGUUUGCUACAAGAGAUGGGUAAAAAAGUUGUUCGCCUUGAGAAGCCUGAAAAACGAGAAUUUCUUGUGGAUUCACAAGAUACCUGUGAUGUACUCAGUGAAGGCAUUGGUACUCAAAACGUUAUAGGAAUAUUAUUGGAUCUUGAUGAGAUUGAUGAGUUGCAUAUACAUGAGAAUGCCUUCACAGGGAUGCGUAAUCUGCGUUUCCUAAAAAUUUACUCGAAAUUGGGAUUGUACAGAGAAGUUAAAUGCCAGUUACCCGAGAACUUCGACUAUUUUCCUCCCAAACUGAAACUAUUGCGUUGGGAUAAUUAUCGAAUGAGAUGUAUGCCUUCUAAGUUUCGUCCUGAAAACCUCGUCAAGUUCGAAAUGAGGUAUAGCAAGCUUGAGAAGCUGUGGGAAGGAGUUGUGUCGCUUCCAUGUCUCAAGGAAAUGGAUUUGAGGUAUUCUUACCACCUGAUAGAAAUGCCAGAUCUUUCAAAGGCCACCAAUCUGGAGACAUUAACUCUUAAGAAUUGCUAUAGUUUGGUGAAGCUUCCUUCCUCUAUCCCACAUCCCAACAAACUGAAGAAAUUAGACAUGAUAUGUUGUCAAAAUCUAGAGACUAUUCCAAUUGGCAUUAGCCUCAAAUCUGUCGAACAGCUGUUUCUUGGUGGAUGCUCAAGGUUGAGGACUUUUCCCCAAAUCUCAACCAACAUCUUACAUCUCACUAUAGACAAAACAUCCAUUGAAGAAUUACCUUCAAAUUUGAAUCUGGAGAAUAUCUAUUGUCUUAGCAUGACAAAACUAAAGAGUAAGAAACUAUGGGAAAGAGUGCAGCCCCUUACUUCGAUCGUGGCGAUGCUGUCUCCCUCUUUGGAGAGUCUGUAUCUAUCGGAUAUCUCAACUUUGGUGGAGCUUCCUUCUUCAUUUCAGAAUCUCUAUCAACUGCAAAGAUUGAAAAUUAGGAACUGCGUGAAUCUGGAGACUCUUCCCACCGGAAUUGACCUCAAAUAUCUAUAUCACCUUGAUCUCAGUGGAUGCUCACGGUUGAAGACUUUUCCGGGUAUCUCUACCAACUUAACAAAGCUCUGUCUAAGCGAAACAGGGAUUGAAGAGAUUCCUUUGUGGAUCAAGACAUUCUACAGGCUUGAAAGCCUAGAGAUGGAUGGAUGCAACAAUUUAGGAUAUGUAUACCUAAACUUUUGUAAACAUGAGCAUGGUCUUUACGUGAACUUUUCACACUGCAAGGCAUUGACUGGAGUUGGCUGGAGUGAUAGUCCAAGAAGAGACAACAUCUAUUUGGAUUUCACUAACUGCUCCAACUUGGACCAAGAAGCUCUAUUUCAACAGAAAACAUAUUUUCAGAGUCAACUGAGGUUGUCAGGAGAAGAAGUGCCUUCAUAUUUUACUCACCGUACUACUGGAACCUUCUCUCUUUCCAUCCCUCUACUUCCUACUUCUCUCUCUCAGCCAUUUCUCAGGUUCAGGGUUUGCAUUGUGUUUAACGACAACAUGUCAGAAAUCGAUGCUGAGUGUAGAUUCACAGGCAGUUUUUGGAACAGCUCUGAUUCCUAUGAUCAGGCACAAUACUUCUGCGCAGACACCGAGGAUUAUACGAUUUUUUUAUAUAAGAAGGAUAGUUGUCUGUUUAUAUUGGACUGCCAGAUGUCUCAUAUCCCUCUAGAAAUGAACUUCGAUCACGUGGAUUUGGAGAUUCAUUUCAAUGGUUCUUCUGACAUGGAGAUUGAUAUCAAGGAUUCUUUUGGUAGUCUUAUUGACAUAAAAGAAUGGGGUAUAAGAAUCAUAGAAGAGGAUUUUUCAGCGGCAGACAACCGACUUGGUAAUCCAGACAUUCUACCACAUGUUUUUGAAGCCAAUGAAAGCAAUAUGAUUAAUGAGGUCGGGGAAGGUGAAGAAUGUGCAGGCGAAGAUGAAGUGACAGAGGCAAGAAGUAAACGAAUGCGUACUUCGUGAAAAAAAAAAAAACUUAGAAUAGGGAGACAGGAAAACGAAUGCGGUGGUCAUGGAUUUGGACCUUUCAAAGAGCGAGUUGACAGAAUCUCAAACAUACCAUGAUUUUUUGGGGUUUAGUUCACUGUGCGGAGAUUGUUCACAAAGUUUCGACAAAGAGGAGGAAAACGAGAGAGCUUCUCGGCUAGACAUCGUGGUUACCAACAGGCUUGCUAGGUUGCGUAGCCAGAAAGACGAGUGAAACUAAAAAAGCCCUAAAAAAAAAAUAUCCUAUUGGUAUUGGUUUAUUUUGCAUUUACAAUUACAUAGUUUAUUAUUUAACUUCCUUUUUUAGCGUAUGGAAGAGUGACUGAACGUUCUGACGGAUAAUAUUCUUUCACCUCAUCUCUUUUGGUACACGUGCCCAAGCACAAGAACAUGGUGGCGCUGGCCUGGUCCAACAUAAACCGCAAGCUUCUUGAUGUUCCAAGCGUGACAAGUAGAAAUAUGGAGAGUGUUCCAAUUGGCAUUAGCCUCAAAUCUCUCGAAAAGCUAUUGCUCACGGUUGACGACUUUUCCCGAAAUCUCAACCAACAUCAGACUGAUGAACAUAGACGAAGAAACUCCAUUUUGAUCCGAAUUUUCGUUUCGAUAAUCUGCGAGUGGUUGAUUCUUGUUUUAAUACUACUUUACAUGAACUUCUAUGCUUGACUCAAUACCUUUGCAUAUUCUGAGCCAAAAGUUAUUGUUUUUAAAUUCUUA